Phragmites australis (common reed) is the source of this 817-nucleotide messenger RNA. RefSeq lists its product as uncharacterized. The record is from RefSeq and is a predicted model, not a curated record. Lineage: Eukaryota; Viridiplantae; Streptophyta; Magnoliopsida; Poales; Poaceae. The coding region runs from base 7 to 621 and encodes 204 amino acids. The transcript has a single exon.
CGUGCCAUGGACACCAAUGCCGUCGUCAAGCCCCCGUCGAUGCGCCUCCUCUACGCGCUCCUCGCAUGCAGCAUUGCCAGCAUCGUCAUCGCCGUCACCAUGCUGGCCGUGACGCUGACCGUCUACCGCGUCCGCGAGCCCGUGAUGACAAUGAACUCCAUCUCCCUCAAGGACCUCGGCGCGGCGGGUCCGCCGGGUGGCUUGGCCUUGGUGCCGUCGUCGUCGCCGCGACUAACGGUGGUGGCGGACGUGUCGGUGAAGAACCCGAACGCGGCGUCGCUGCGGUACGGCCCGACGGAGACGUCGGUGUACUACGGCGCGCAGCGCGUGGGGGAGGCUGCGGGCCCGCCUGGCACGGCGCGCGCGCGGCGGACCGUGCGGCUGAACGUGACGGUGGACGUCGCCGUGGGCGCGCUCCUGGGGGACCCGGGCUUCCUGGGGGACGUGGCGGCGGGCGCCGUCGCGGUGACCACGGCCACGCGGGUGCGCGGGCGAGUCGCCGUGCUCGGCGGCGUGGUGCACCGGCGCGUGGUGCUGGAGAUGAACUGCACCGCAACGAUCGCCAUCGCCGACAUGUCCAUCCGCAACCAGAGCUGCCUGCAGCGCGUCUGGUUGCAGUAAAGCUAAGCGCGCUGGAUCGAGCAACCAGUUUAUAGCAGCAGAGUCCCAUACGUUCCCAUGCAUCGUCGUACGAUUACUGAUGUCAAUAAUACGUGAUAAAAACUUUACGCUGUGCUGAUCCAUCGAUUCAGCAUUCAUAUAUCUGUCAGCACUACGUUUGGCUCUACGAAAACAGCACAUUUUACACUCUCCAACU